AUGAGGUUCGGUAAAACGCUGCGAAACGCCGUCUAUCCCCCCUGGAAGGGCAAGUAUAUCGACUAUGCCAAGCUGAAGUCGCUUUUGCGCGAGCAUGAUGUCACCCCCGAGGACGCCAGCGAUUCGGAUGAGGGUCAAUGGACCGAGCAGGACGAAGAGGCCUUUGUGCAAGAACUGUUGAACGUGCAGCUCGACAAGGUGACGGGGUUCCAGUCAGAGACCUCGCAGCAGCUCCGCGAGCGUACAACGGCGUGCGAGGCCAAGCUUCGCCCUCUGGCCCCACCUGCGGACCAGGAUGAGUCCACCCUGAGCAAGGAAGAGAAGCGCAAGGUGGCUGCGGAGGUUCUGCAGGAGCUCGACAACAUCACAAAGGAGGUCAGCGAAUUGGAAAAGUACAGCCGCAUCAACUUCACAGGUUUCCUCAAGGCUGCCAAGAAGCACGAUCGCAAGCGUGGUGCUCGCUACCGCGUCCGGCCUCUGUUGCAGGUCCGUCUGUCUCAGACGCCGUUCAACUCGGAGGACUACUCUCCUCUGGUUCACCGUCUGUCGGUGAUGUACUCAUUCGUACACGAGACCUUGAGCCAGGAUGAUGUGCAACAGAAGGAGGCGGAACGUGGCUUCGGACGUGAUGCUUAUUCGUCAUACAAAUUCUGGGUGCACGUUGAUAACGUGCUGGAGGUCAAGACAUUCAUCCUGCGUCGUCUCCCAACCCUUAUUUAUAACCCCGGGAGUGCGAAGACCCUGGAUGGUCUGUCUGACGACCCAGCAAUCACCUCUCUUUAUUUCGACAACGCUCAGUUCGAUCUUUACAAUCAGAAGGUUGCUCGCGCUCCUGAAGCAGGCUCGUUGAGACUACGCUGGACUGGUCAACUCAAGGACAAGCCGCCAAUUUACCUGGAGAAGAAGGUCGUGACCGAAGCCGAUGAUAGUCGGGAGAUCAGAGUGCAGCUGAAGGAGAAACAUAUCAAAGAGUUCUUAAAUGACGAGUAUCAUUUAGACAAGCAGGUUCACCGGAUGGAGGAUCUGAACGAGGGGAGGGGCUCGAAUGAGGCCCAGACCCUCAAGAAUCAUGUGGAGGAGUUGCAGUCAUUCAUCAAGGAGCACAACUUGCAGCCAAUGCUGCGAGCCAACUACACGCGCACAGCAUUCCAAAUUCCCGGCGAUGAUCGCAUCCGCAUUUCCCUCGACACCAAUCUGGCCCUGAUCCGCGAAGACGCUCUUGACAGCGAGCGGCCCUGCCGUGAACCUUCUGAGUGGCACCGUACAGAUCUAGACGAUGCUCGCAUGUCAUAUCCCUUCGAUGCCAUCCGCACCGGAGAGAUUGUCCGCUUCCCCCACGCUUUGCUGGAGAUCAAGCUCCGCGGAAAGGCUCACGAUGUCGAGUGGGUGAAUGAGCUGAUGGCCUCGCACUUGGUCAAGGACGCCCCUCGCUUCUCCAAGUUUGUCCACGGUGUUGCCCAACUCUUUGAGGACCACGUCAACAGCUUCCCCUUCUGGCUGGGCGAGCUUGAGAACGACAUUCGCCGUGAUCCGGAGACCGCGUUCCAAGAGGAGCAAGAACGCUUGGCCAAACGCGCGGAAGAUGAUAUCGCCGUGGGUAGCUUCAUGGGCGGGGCCGGCAGCCCUGCAGGUCCCCUUUCCGCGCCGGCCUUUGGCCGCUGGGGAGAAUCCGGCAGCCGCUCCGCGCUGCGUCGACCUUCGGCUCUCAGCAUGGGCAACAGGUCAUCUGAACGCCGCAUAUCCACGGCUGCACCUCUGCCACAUCGGGAGCCUGCGACGAUUCCCGCAACCACCGAGGAAGAACUUGAGCAGCCCGACGAAUCUGCCAUGUCGGGAGCGGCGUCAUCAAGCUUUGCUGCCGUCAUGAAAACCCUGGGAGUCAAAUCUAAGAACUGGACUGGUCGGGAAGUAGUCACUCUGCCACCGGGAGUCCGCCACCCUGGCUUUUGGAUCAAGGAUCAAGGCCCCGUUCGCGUAGAGAGCAAGGUAUGGCUUGCCAAUCAGCGUACCUUUAUCAAGUGGCUGCACGUGAGCAUUUUGCUGUCCACUUUGUCCUUGGGUCUGUACAAUGCUGCCGGUAAGCACAACCGUGUGGCUAUCGUCCUGGCAUAUGUCUACACCUUCUUCGCCAUCUUCUCUGCCGCCUGGGGCUGGUAUAUGUACGAAAAGCGAGCUCGCCUCAUCCGCCAGCGCAGUGGAAAGGAUCUCGACAACCUAUUCGGUCCUCUCGUGGUUUGCGUUGGUCUCGCUGUUGCUCUCGUCCUCAACUUUGUCUUUAAGGUUUGUGCCUCGUCUUAUUCUGACAUUGAUCCAUCUUGGACAUGGAUGUUGACUCUCUUAUCUUCACAGUACAACUCCGCCUUGAACCACGGUCGCGACAACAGCUCGCAUGACCAAUUGAAUGCUACCAUCAUGAGUAGCGUGAAUGCUGCCGCGUGGAACCAUGGGGGUGCCCAUGGUCUCAACCCGCAGCAAGUGCUUUAG
Messenger RNA from Penicillium diatomitis, 2484 nucleotides. RefSeq names its product SPX domain protein. The record is from RefSeq and is a predicted model, not a curated record. The transcript has a single exon. Lineage: Eukaryota; Fungi; Ascomycota; Eurotiomycetes; Eurotiales; Aspergillaceae. The coding region runs from base 1 to 2484 and encodes 827 amino acids. Gene Ontology annotation, cellular component: fungal-type vacuole membrane; vacuolar transporter chaperone complex.